This is a messenger RNA of Orbicella faveolata, 1272 nucleotides long. RefSeq lists its product as uncharacterized. NCBI's taxonomy places the organism in Eukaryota, Metazoa, Cnidaria, Anthozoa, Scleractinia, Merulinidae. Gene Ontology annotation, biological process: regulation of DNA-templated transcription. Gene Ontology annotation, molecular function: sequence-specific DNA binding; DNA-binding transcription factor activity. The record is from RefSeq and is a predicted model, not a curated record.
AUGGCGAGAGUUUCUCCUUACUUACCAACAGAUCGUCAAUCUGAUUAUGCUUUGCUGGCCUUUCCAGAGAAGUUAUGGUGGAUUGUUAAUAAUCCUAAACGCGAAGAAAUUCACUGGAACACACAAGGAACAGGCAUCGUUAUUCCGAGCAUUCAGAGAUUCGUUUCAGAGAUUCUAAUCAAUCCAUCGAGCGCGCUUUUCAAGACAAAGCAUUUUGCAAGUUUUGUUCGACAACUAAACUUGUAUGGAUUUCGUAAAGUCACGGAAUAUGCAAAGAGGACGUCAACUUCGCCGUUAUCGUUCUUUUCAAAAUGUGAAUUUAAACAUCCUUUCUUUCGAAAGGGAAGGCGAGAUCUGUUGGUCCACGUAAAACGACAACUGUAUUCCACCAAGAAACCCGAACACAGACGACAAAAGAACCGUACCCCACGAGCAACAGAAAAACAGUUUGACCAAAUAUCUGGAUCCACUUCCCCUAGCGCCACAUGGAACUCUACUUUAUAUACACCUAUGCAAUUUUUCCCCCGGCAAACCUCGCUUCAAGUGCCUUUCACUUUAUAUGCACCGUUUGGCAAUCCUUAUCAGUUGGCUCAAACGCAGCAAGGACCAGUAGGAGGUUUUCCAAGCGUUCAGGGGCUUGGAUUGGCGGGACAGUUUACCCAAAGCCCUACGAACCCCUCUAUGAUGUGGACUCAGAGUUCGGGAUCUUGUGAAGGGAAUGUGAAAUCUGUUUCUUCCUCUACAUCCAUGCAUCAUGAAACCAAGAAUGCUGGGAUCGUCUCCGCCCAGGAAACUUUGCCAGUAGAAGCUGUUGAAAGUCUUAAGAAGCUACAUUAUCCAACGGCGACAGUAGCUCCAGUCUCCUCGCCAAAUGUUAUCAUAAACACAUCGAAUCCGUCAGUUGUUUCUGUUUCCGGAUCUAGCACAGCCCACAAUGCAUUUAUUCCAGGACAUUCAAGCGGUGCCCUGGGUACCAAGUUUACGUUAUCUGUUCCCAAUAACAACCCUGAAUUAUCUGAAGAAAUGACGCCUUCACCGAGGAGUGAAUCCGCUGAUUCAUCUGCCGCAUACUCACAAUCUUUCAUCGUUCAUGCAAUGCUAAAGGAAUCCACUGCAAAGCCUUUUGCGUCAUGCUCACAAACUUUCACAGUGGAUGAACCACUGAGGGAAUCCACUGUAAAACCGUCUGUGUCAGGCUCACAGUUUGAAGGGGAAGUAAGAUACGCUCACGGAUUGUGUAACAGCAAAGGGCUUCCAUUCAGUUCUGUUUAA